Molecule: messenger RNA, 12250 nt
Organism: Cherax quadricarinatus
Lineage: Eukaryota; Metazoa; Arthropoda; Malacostraca; Decapoda; Parastacidae
Product: salivary peroxidase/catechol oxidase-like
Biological process (GO): response to oxidative stress
Molecular function (GO): heme binding; peroxidase activity
Source: RefSeq, a predicted model, not a curated record
CGCCGCCACCCUAAUGAUAGCGCUGGUGAUCACCCUGGCUAGCUUGGUGUCCCUGCUCAUCGGUGCCAGCCUUGAUACCACUGACAUCAUUCCCCCAGCAGUGCCUCCAGCUAACCAGAGCCUCGUCACCCUCAUGGCUCUGACCUGGCCCAGGAGAGAUCAGUUGUGGUAUACUCGUCGUUGGGAGCGGAGUGUUACCAUGACUCCAGACGACCCUCACAAGAGGCAGUACGACGACGACCCCCUCAUCCCCGACGACCCUGAUGGUCAUGAGUGGUCCAUCCCCGACCACUCGACCUUCCCCAACAACGACACCUGGUACUGGACCCGUCGUCCCUCCAAACUACCCGAGUGGUCCAGCCUAGACAUCAGCGAGUCCCUGACACACGGCUCGAAGAAGGAGCAGCAGAAGACUCUGCUUGAGGAGGACCUGGCGAAGAAAAACUUAACCCUGGUACCUGGGUCUCCGUCUUACAAACACCAGCACGGCUUUAAGAAGACCGACCCCUUGGCCACCAAGAUGGCCAAGCUAGGCUACCUCAUGGAUCACGCCACCACCAAACUCAAGGACAGGAUGAACCUGACGCGGGAGGCAGCGUCGCUGGACUCCCGGUGGGUGGGAGACAUGUCCUCUACGCCCUACUGCGACAAAGAUCUUCAGCGGCCACUACCCGGCCCCUGCAACGCCUCUGGCAAGUACAGGAGUGUCGAUGGAACCUGCAAUAACCUUAAAAAUCCUACCUGGGGCGCCUCCUUCACCCCCUUCAGGCGAGCCCUUCCCCCGGACUAUGGAGACGGCGUGUGGUCACUACGCUUGGCGUCAGACGGUGAGGAGUUACCCAGCGCCCGGCUGGUCAGCAGUAAAGUCCACCUCAACACGCUAGCGAACUCUCGCUCAUACACCAUCCUAACCAUGAGCUGGGGACAGUUUGUCGACCAUGAUAUCACUCUCACUGCUCUCUCCAAAGCUUCAGGAGGUCAGAGCAUCCCGUGCUGCUCUGACGAAGUGCUGAAGCUACCAUCACUCUACCACCCGGAGUGUGCUCCAAUCCCUAUCCCAGCCGAGGACUCCUUUUACGCUGCCUUCAACCAGAGUUGUAUGGAGUUCACUAGGUCGGCACCAGCACCCAGAUGUCACUUUGGACCUCGUGAGCAACUCAACCAGCAAACAGCCUUCCUAGACGGCUCCGUUAUCUACGGUGCCACUGAACAACACCUGAGCUCCCUCCGCACCUUCCAGGACGGUCUCCUCCGCUCACAGGUGACGCUGGACGGACGAGAGUUGCUGCCUGCCUCUGAGGACCCUGACGAUGGCUGCAACACCAUAGAUGAAUAUUCCUACAGCAGAUAUUGCUUCACCUCAGGAGACGCACGGGUCAAUGAGCAGACACUUUUGACGUCUCUGCACACAGUGUGGGCCCGCCAGCACAAUAUGCUGGCCAUCGAACUCAAAGAUCUCAACCCAGAGUGGGACGACGAGACUCUCUUUCAGGAAGCCAGGAGGAUCGUGGUGGCUCAGAUGCAGCACAUUACUUACAACGAAUACGUUCCUAGCUUGAUAGGACCAACAUUCAUGAAACACCUACAACUAAGCCCACAAUCUGAAGGAAAACAAACCACCGACUACGAUGAGAACUUAUCCCCGACAAUCGCCAAUGAGUUCGCCGCUGCUGCUUUUCGCUUUGGACAUAGCCAGAUACAAGGUCUGGUGCAGAAAAUCGACGGUCCAGGCAAGAACGUGGAGUUUACGCAGUUGAACAGUAUUAUGUUACAGCCGUUUAUCCUCUACGACCAGGGCACCAUGGCCAACCUACUACGUGGACAAACCUCACAGAGCGCUGCUGCCGUCGACACAUUCUUUUCUACACAAGUAUCCGGUAAGUUGUUCAAAGGAGACGAUCAGUUCGGCCUCGAUCUGGUAUCGUUGAACAUCCAGCGGGGAAGAGACCACGGAGUGAGCGCCUACAACCGCUGGAGGAUGUAUUGCGGCUUCAAACCAGCUUCGAAUUUUACCGACCUCGCUCAGGACAUGGACGCUGGUGCCCUUAAGAGCAUCAUGGAUGUUUAUAGGAACGUGGAUGACAUAGACUUCUUCACGGGCGGUCUGGCUGAGAGACCAGUCAAAGAUGGUCUAGUGGGACCAACCUUUGCUUGUCUCAUCGCUGACCAGUUCCUCAGACUCAAAAAAGGAGACAGAUUCUGGUAUGAGACUGCGGACCUUCCACAAGCCUUCACCAAAGAACAACUGGCUGAGCUGCACAAGGUCUCUAUAGCGAGGAUACUCUGUGAUAACGUGCCUGAAUUGGGCUCCAUACAGCGGUGGCCUCUGAGGAACUUUGCUACAGGAAACCCCAGACUACCCUGCUCCUCAACCUCCAUUCCUAGAGUUGACCUUGACCCCUGGGAGAACGACCAAUUAUAGGUUAGAAACGCUAGCUAAUGAAUUGUAUUGAAACCAUUAUUCAUGGAAGGCCUAUUACAUGUGAUUGAAUUGUAGAGCGAGUUAUUUGGUAAAUUGCUAAAUCCGUAGGGGUUACACAGCACCAGAUUUAAUCAGUGAGAGAGGACAGGUCCAGUUUGUUGGACCUUGGUCCCAUUACUAGCAUCAAGACGCCUAUCUCCCAAUAGGGGGAGAAUGACAGUUUAGAUUCAAAAGUAAGUUACUUAUAAAUAAGAACAGGCAACUAAUAUAUUGGCCAGCAAACUUUUACACACCAAAAAAAUCUAAUUUUUUAAUGUUUUCUUAAAUUCAAACUGUUGUCAUAUUAAAUACUUUUAGCAGUAUAUUAAAAUGCUGUUCAUAAGUAGUACAGGUCAGUCAUCAGUAAUCCGGCAAUCAGUUGUCUGGUUCCAUCAGUAAUCCGGCACUAAUUUCAGCUAGCAUAAUUUCAAAUUUCAUCAUUAUACUGACUCAGAAAUUGUGCAGAUGGUUGUAAAUCCACAGCAGCAAGCCAGUGGAGGAGAAAGCAGUGAUGAAAAUGAGAAAGAUGUAGCAGUCUCUCUAUUGAUAGGCUAAAUAAGUAUUCUAACUUAACCAGCCUGUAAUCCGGCAAAUUCACUAAUCAGGCACACAGCAGGUCCCAGUGAUGCCGGAUUAGUGAUGGCCGACCUGUAGUAAACAAGAAGCAAUACUGUACAAGAAGUUUAAGAUGUAAAAAUGCAUUGAAAUAAAUGUAAGGUAGUGACUUCUUAAAGGUGAGAACCCAUAAUAGUCAUACAUUCAUGGAGAGGAAAGAGUGCUGAACCCACAGGGGUCAGAGCACCUGGGAGAUAAUCAGGUUUGAUUCAAGGAAAUGGAGGACAAGCCUAAUUUCUUACAACAAAAACCCCUCACCAGCAUAAAGACAUUAUCUUCCUUGAGAUGGAACUGUAAUACCAUUAUUAGUUACCAGUAAUGCAGUGAUAUUAGGGAGCAUGUGGUAGCUACGUUCUAGGGUGGUUGGUAAAGCCAACGUGUGAUGAGUGGUAAAUUUAUGUGAAAUGUUUGAAAGAGGCACAGGUGUUUAUGUAGGGUGAGAAUCUGAAGGUAAUGUAUUAACAGAGCUAGUAUCUUAAGGUGUAUUCAAACAUGCUUGAAUAACAAUCCUUUUAAUGUUUCUUUUUUUAAGUUGGGGUUUGUGGAGAUUCAUUUUGGGUUUUCUCUGUGGCAAAUGCUGGUAUGGCCUCAAUCAUUUCUGUAGUCAGGCAUGGUGUACUAUGUUGCAAGAGGAUAGACAUGAUAAAAACAGGUGAGAGGUUGUCUCCUGAGAUGGGAGUGUCUUUGCAGCUGCAGGUGGAGUAGUAGAAGCAUGUAGAGGUGAAAACAGCAUGAAGAGACAUGUUGGGAAGGAGUUUUAAAGACUGCAUUUUUCUUUUAAGUCUGAGAUUGUGGUGUAAGUGUUGAAGGAGGAACUGAGAGGUACUGAAGAUGGCAGAAGAAAAAAGAGGUAGGAACAUCAAAUGUAAGGGCUUCACAAGGGUUUAAAACUUGGAUGAUUGUAUUAGAAGUUACUAUUAGGCAUUGUCAAGCAGCUAUGGAGUAGGAUAUCUAUGGAAUUUUUCCCUUGAAGAUGAAGCCGAAUCACAGCCAUAUUAUGACACUCUCUAUUUUCUUUCAACAGUGUAUUUUGCUGUCUCAAAGGAAAACAGGGCACUGGUGAGAAAUUCAGGGUGUACUUGGCUGCAGUCAAGGCAUCUAGGAAGUUGGUCACAGGGAACUGAAGGGUAGUAAUAAUGUUGGUAGAAUUACCGACAAUAUGUAAAGUAAAAGGACACAAGUGCAGCUAAUGUGACAUUUUAUUGUGGCAACGUUUCGCUUUCCAGGAGCUUUGUCAAGCCAAUACAAACAGUAUAUGGACACAGAGGGUAUAUAAAGGCUCAGAGAGUGAACACAGAAACAGGCCUUCUCCAGUCUAUAUUUGUCCAACCUAUUUUUGUUACCCAAGUAAUAGCCUUUACAGUGGACCCCCGCAUAACGAUCACCUCCGAAUGCGACCAAUUAUGUAAGUGUAUUUAUGUAAGUGCGUUUCUACGUGUAUGUUUGGGGGUCUGAAAUGGACUAAUCUACUUCACAAUAUUCCUUAUGGGAAUAAAUUCAGUCAGUACUGGCACCUGAACAUACUUCUGGAGUGAAAAAAUAUCGUUAACCGGGGGUCCACUGUAUAUCCUUUUACUCGUGUACGAAUUAAUUGCUCUACUACAACUUUUGUCUCUACUACUACCACUAGUGAACAUCGAAAUAGUACCUCACUAGUAUUGCACCUCACUCUGAGCCUUUAUACCCUCUGUGUCCAUAUACUGCUUCUACCAGCUUGACAAAGCUCCUGGAGAGUGAAACGUUGCCACAAUAAAAUGUCACAUUAGUUGUACUUGUGUCCUUUUACUUUACAAACUGAAGGGUAGUUUAGCUACAUUGCUUGAAUAUCAUCUCUGAGGGCAGGCUGUGCAGAGGUUUCAACUUUGGUGACACAGAGAUGUUGGAGCUCGAGAUGCUCAUGAAUGUCCAGGUUGGAUUGUGUAAAUUCUUGUAUUAAUGUGUGUGGGAUGAGUCCAACUUGAAUUGAGGAAGAAAUGUCUAUACUGUGGCUAGGAUGUUGCAGGUAGUGUGGCUAUGCAAAAGGUUGGUGGCCUGGUCAUUGUUUAUAGUGACUAUAUAUCCCACUCCUAAGGGCAUAGUAGAAGACAUUUUGGCUGACAGUCAUGAAUUCUUUAUUAAUAUUCUGUAAGGUAAUACGCUUGGUUUGUUAGCUGAAGAGAAAAUAAUUUUGUCCAGUUUUAUUUUCUAAAUACAAUACUUUCUGUAAGGGAAGAGAUUACCAGCUUGUGUGUUUCUUAGAAUGUUAGUGACCUACAGUAUUAGUACUGUCUGUGUAGAGGGUCUUUUGGAAGAAAGCUUCAAGUCCAUCUAUCAUGUUACAUGAACAAUCCAAGAAUUGUCAAAAGCUGAUCAUGGUUAAGCGUGGGUCAGAGGUACCAGAGGAGGUAUGCAAAAGGUCAGAGCUGAGUUCAGGCAACAACUGAUUGCCAAAAAAUAUUAGAUUCUGAUAAUCCAUAGCCCUGCAGAGUCCAGUAAAUGAUGUCACGGUCACUUUCACUUAGGAUCACGGAGAAUGAGUCAAUGGUCACCUUAGUGGAAACUGCCUUUUUACCCUACCUAGUACAUAACACCCACACAAAACAUGCAUUAUUUAUUGAGCUAAGUUUAGUGAAACCACCUGAUCAGGCACUAGUCAUAUUAUUGAUGAUAUAAAAUUAUACAAAUAAGUUGACAAGACCUGUGCAAAACUUUGGUAUCUUUAUUGCUAAAUUAGUAAUAGUACUGAUGUGAUCAGUCCAUUACCCUUGGUAGAUGGUCAGUCCCACAACCUUGGACUGACUACUACUUACCAAGGGAGACAAACUGACCACAUCAAAGCUGCUUCUGUCUCCAGCGUCGCAUUUUCCUGUAUUCGAAUGAAGAAGCUCGCUAUGCAGGCAAAAUGUGUUGGCAAUAAAGAUACCCAAAUAGUGCAGAUCUUAUUCAUCAGCACUAACAAUGCAAUCUUGUCAGCUAAUAAGUGGUUGGCAAACUGGAAUGAAUGGCAGGAGUCAUACACCUUCAGUUACUGCUUCAGAAUCCACAAGCAACAUCCAGUAAUAUUUCCAGCAUCAAAAUCUCUGGCAGAUGGCCACCUGAUGUCUCACUGGAGAGUUGCCUGAUACACUCCAAGAUCUAAUUUCCAUUGGGUGAAAUGACAACUACAGCAGCACUAGUAAUGGCCGUAACAUUAAAACGACAGAUUGUGUGUGGCUUCCCCCCCCCCCCAUCUUGGACAUGGGUGUCACAAGAGGAGGAAAUUUCCCUACUAAUUAGGCCAAUGAGAGAGAGGAAAAAAAGAGAAAGAACUGAUGGGGGGGGAGGUAGUAUUUAGAUUUGAUUUGAGAUAGGAUAGGAGGUACAGUUCUUCAGAUCAAACUCCUUCACUGUGUCAACACCAACCGAAGGGGCCUCCUAGGCAUCAUACUAAUUAUAAUAAGUGAUUGUCAUAUGAACAAUUAGUCCAGUAGUAUACUUCUACAAAAUACAGUGGACCCCCGCUUUAUGAUCACCUCCCAAUGCGACCAAUUAUGUAAGAGCGUUUGUACGUGUAUGUUUGGGGGUCUGAAAUGGACUAAUCUAAUUCACAAUAUUCCUUAUGGGAACAAAUUCUUUCAGUACUGGCACCUGAACAUACUUCUGGAAUGAAAUAAUAUCGUAAACCGGGGGUCCACUGUAUAUUGUUAACCUUAAUUUGACCUUAAAACUUCAAAACUAUACAUGAUAUGCAGUUGAGAAAAGGUGAAACUAAAAUAUUAAUAAAGAUUACAGUAUUUGCUCUAAAAUUUUCCAUAAUCUUUUUUCCUCCACUUCCAACUUUGUAUACCUUCUCAUAAAUGUUUCUUCCUGGACCAAGGAAAAUAAGUACAAUAAAAACAACUUAAUGAAAAUGUGGAAUAAUCUAACUUAAAUAUAGUAGCACAUAAAUAAAAAUAUAAUACAUAUGCAAUGAAAAUUUUAAAGGAUUUGCAGGAUGUGGAAAAAAUCUGUACUCACAGCUAGAUUUGCAGUUUAAAUAAAUAAUUUUAGGAAUCUAGUAAAACUUAUCUGAAACCACUAAUUACUGUAUUUUAUUUACAAACACAAUAAGAUAAAAUGUCACUUCUUACUAACAAAAACACCAACAAGAUUGUCUACCCUAGAGCUGUUAGUAAGUAGUUAGGUCAUGAUGCCUUUAUAGUGACUUGUCACCACCAUUGUAACACUGAGUGAAACAUGUUGAGAAGUGUCAUCACAACAUUAGCAAGCAUCAGUGACAAGUUGCAGUAACAAGAAUUAAGUUGGUUAUGUUAAGUCAUGAUGGCUGGAGACCAACAUUAUGAUGAUGCACCAUUGUGGUCAUUAGGUUGUUUAUAUAUCAAGGCACAAAGAAAUCAACACAGAAAAUAAAACAAGUGGCUAAAAAGAGUAUGGAAUAUUUCAGCUUCACACUGAGGCACUUUCCAGCAGUCAUCUACUGAUGAGGGCCUCAAGGGUAAGUCAAAAUAUUCAGUGCUGUACUCUACUUACAUUGCAUUUUUUUAUGCUGAUUUGUUUGUAGUAUUGACGGGUGUUUAUUACACUUUUUUUUUUUUUUAUCUUAUGGUGGCAUGUCAGUAUAGUAAUAUAAAGUGUCUCUGAUGUGAUCCAUUCUAUGCACAUAUGGCACUAGAAUGAAACAAAGCACCACAAGAAAUAAUGAUAAAACAUGGAACAACUCGUAGUGGCACAAUAGCACGUGAUAUUUAGGAUUAUCACCAUGACAAAGUGCUCUCAACCAUCAUCAACUCCAUGGAUAAAACCAAUAAUAUAUACUGUACUCCUAAAAUAUAUAUCUAAAAGUUAUUAACAAUUACACUUAUCACAAACUCUCGUGCACUUACUGAUACUCAAAAACAAAACCAAUUUUAUAUUCUGUUGUAACUAUUAGUAGUAUCAAAUGCACCUAUUUUAUCAUACAAGCAAUAUAUUACUCUGAUAAUAAAAAUUAAUAAAAAUUGGUUAUAAGAAGCAUCAGUAUAUAGGAAUGUAGAGAAUAUUUUAAGGCUUAGUUUGAUCUGUAAGAUGCAGAGAAAGUUUGUCAGGACAUUUUGGAUAAGACUCACUCAAGAGACGAAUUGUUAAGUACACAUUAGGUUGAACACUCAAAAAGGUAUUGAUAUUUAAAUAUACUGUACAUUACUCAAGUUGUACCUCAGAAGAAUAAGAGGAUGAGGAAUUUAGCAAAUUUUCUUCCCUUUAAUAAAACACUAGCACUAUUUUAUUACAACAAAGGCAUAUUAAAUAUGAGCAGUAUUUCAUUAAGGUUAGGGUAUAGGUCUAUACUAAAAAAAAAAAAAACUCGCCAGCAUUUCGGUAAAGCUUGACUUUUAUGCCUAAAGAAAUUUUUAGGGCUAAAAUUACCUGUUUUCAAAUGCAAUGAAACUCCAUACACUACAAGAAGUAAAAUUUUUUUAAUAUUUAUUACACUGCAAAUAUUCUUCUGACAGCUUGCAAAUCUGUAUGCUGUGUUCUUGCAUAUAUGAUUCUGGUGUCUCUAAAUUUGAGAAAUUAAUGGAUCUUAAAAAAAGAAUUUUAUAUUGUGUAACAAAUCCCUAAUGAAAGUUAGUUAUCUUGUCCAUAAAUAUUGUGUGUUUUGCUAGAGAAUAUUUUGAUCAUUAAAAUAUUUGUUUUUAGCUAAAGCAUGAUUUGGUAAGAAGACUACGUUAGUGCUUGAAAACCCAGGUCAAAAGGUCCUACAUUAAAUUUUUGAAGAUCAAAGAUUGCACGUUUGAAUAAAAAAUAACUGAAACCACCGUCUUUCACCAUAAACAAGAAAUACUGAGACGAGACUAGACUAGCAUAUAUACUUUAUAAUUCAGCAGGUUUCAUAUACAUGUAUUUCAGAUAAACUUUUUCCUCUUAAAACUUCAGUAAUUUCCAUCACAGUACAUGCUGAAAGAAUUGCAUGAAAUUUCCAUUGAAUUCAACUGCAAACAGACAAAACCCCACAAAAUUAAGAUAUACAAUACAUAUGAAAAAAAUUAAUGGCCUAAUGUAUUUAUAUAGUGUGAUAGCAAGUUACUGAUAAUCAUAAAUAAAGCUAAGCUUUUGUUUGUGCAUCUCAUGGUAAACCAGUGCACAUGUAUACUUGUGUGUAUGCAACCACUAAUUUCUUAACAUGUGCAUGCAAUAACUAACACCUGCAAACAUGGAAAGAAAAAGUACUGGAAUUCAGUCUUGGUAAGUGCAAAGGAAUGAGAAUAGGAGAGUGAUAAAGAAGUUGUGAGAAUGGAAGAACACUUUGACCUGAUAUCUCUCGGCAAUAAAAUUUAAAUAUGAACAUACAUAAGAACACCCAUGGAGUAAGAAAAUUGGAUAUGGGAUAUAGCCUGGGAUGAAAGGCACUGCAGAUAACACACAAGAGAAAGAUCUAGAGGUAAGUCUCACCAAUCAUAUUGUUGGAAGCAGUGUACUUUUACAUUCAAUUUAUAUAACCUCAUUGGCUAACUUGAGAACUUUUUUGUUUAAACUUAACAAAGAAUCACUUGGGACAUUAAGCCAAUUUUGGAAUACACAGUACUGGCAUGGACCCCACAUCUGAAAAAAACUCAAGCCACUCGAAAAUUUCACACCGAGUUUGGUACCGGAAAUGAAUGGUAUGGACUAUAAUUAAACACAGUAUUAUUUACAAAAUGAGUGCAAAGUCUUUUUGAGUCAUUCAACACUGCAUAACAAAUAGUGUUAAUGUCAGGGUAAAAACAGGUGUGGAGAGUGAGCUUAUAUGUAAAACAAAGUCAAAGUUAGUGCGGUCAGUCAGUUUCAUUUAAGUCAAAGUUACUCUAAAGGUAGUACUUUCCAAGAGGACAGAAGCCUGGUUGAGAUCAUCAAGGACAUGGAGAUGCUGGAAAUUAGGCUUACAUGUACUGUGAUAAAUGGGACAAGAAUUCAAAAGAUGUUUGACAAAAGCAGGAUGAAGGAUACAUAACCGAAUGACCAAAAAAUUCAGGAUUGACAACAGUGGAAAAGAAAUUACAAAAGACCUAUGCUGAGUGAAUUGUGGGACAGUACCAGAGGCUCAGAAUGUGGGAUCUGAAGUAGAAAGAGCCUGUGAGAAGGCAGUAUAAACAAGAGAAGCUGGUAGGAGGUCAAGUUGAAAGUGGGGGAGUCCAGUUAAUGUCAUCUAUGCUAAUGCUUGUCUCAAGGGGUCAUUAUGAGAUUUAAUGCAUUUGAGAAAAUAGUUUUAGUUCAGGAUCUACGGGGUAAGCAGUAUCCUGAAUAGAAACUGCAAUCUUGUAGUGAAUCUCGCUCAACAUAGAAGAAACACACGAAGAAGAUUGACUUGGGUGGGUUAGGACUCGAGAACUUCAUAGACAGUGGACUCUGUAAGGACCCUGGGAUUUCAUAAAAAGAAAAAAUCAAACAGGUUGUUGGAGGAAGACCUGAACAUUCAGAGAGAAGCAUAGAGGAGUGUGGUAGAAAGAACAUCUACCUGUACUACCUAAGUAGUGGCAGGAAGGUGAUGGAUAAUGUGGGGUUAGAAAAGAUGACAAGAUUAGUGUAAGGAUGCUGUGGGAGGGAACUUAAAUUAUUAUUAUAAUCAAAAAGAAGCUCUAAGCCACAAGGGCUAUACAGCGCUGCAGGGAACUUGAAGUUGCAUGAACCUUCACCAGUACCACCAAGGAAAUCCAAGGGAGGGCUGCAUGAGAUGUGUUUAGGGAAGUAUAGGAUUGAGAACCAGAAGAGGGAAGUAGCAGGGAAACUCUUGAUGUUAAAAAGGCAGAUCACCUUGAACUGGUUAGAUACAAGGUGUGUAUAAAGGAUGGCCAAUACAGAAGUUGAAAUUUAACAGGCACCAUGAGCAUGUGAACUGUCAGUAACUAGCUCAUCUAGCAGAGAUGGGUUAUAGCUUGGCUAUAUGACAUGCCCUGUUACUCCUUAAGUUGUAAAUUUUGCAUUUCUUAUGGGAUAAGGGGCACAGAUAGGAGUCGGAGGGAUGAUUUCAAGAAAAAUUUGGGUAAUGAUGUUGGGACAGCUUGCUAAGGGAUCAUUAUGAAUAGUGUCAGCAAAGAUGACCUACAAUGUUUUGAUGUAUAUCAGAAGUGUCAGAAAUUAUGACAUAUCUGGAGUAACAGAGUUCUUUCAGUCAUGUCAUGACCUGUUAAGCAAAUUACUGAGGGAAGAUUGAGGGUGUUAAACAUAAGAUUAUCACUGAUGCUUAGGCGUUUUCAUUGCAAGUACUGAGAACAAAGCAUUGUACAGUAUCUACUUUAGUAGAGGGUAGAUUCUGGAGUUACAGUUAGUAGUGAAUAGCUACAUUGCAUUCUGUAACCAGCUGCAGUUAGAAUAUCAUACGAGGGAGGAAAACAUUUCUGCAACACGAAUUAGUGUGUGUAAAAAGUUUGGAAAUUUUUGAAAAUUGCCAGAAUAUGAUACCGAGACAUGACAUGCACAAAUGCUGUAAACAGACUGAGCAUGGGUAAUAAAAUGGUGCCAAAAAUAAUAAACAUAAAUAUAAAUGAAAAGUGCCAUAUUAGUGAAGCAUUCUAAAGGAAAUCGUUUAAAGCAAGGUAUGCUUGUACAUCAGGGAAUAGUAAUAGGAGCAGCACUAACAUUUUGUAUCUUAUUUUGUCAACUUAUAAAUUUAUUUAUUUUAUUCAGGUGGAAGUACUAAACCCAUAUGGGUUAUAUAGUACCGGAAGAAUGAGAGGCAUUCAGGUUUAAUCCAAAGAGGGAGAAAAUAAAAACAGUUCCUUAGAUACAAAGGGGAGUUAUCUUGUAAAGCAUAAUUACUGUACUACAUUAUGCAGUACAGUGGUACUCUUGAGUUUCGGCCGUAAUUUGUUCUAGAAGGCUGUUCAAGUGCCGUUACCAAACGAAUUUGUUCCCAUAAUAAAUAAUGUAAAUUAGAUUAGUCUGUUUCAGACCCCAAAAAUAUACUUACAAAAGCACUUACAAUAAUACACUUACAUAACUGUUCAAGUUGGGAGGUGGCUGAAACUUGGGGUACCACUGUAUAUGAACAAAAAUUCCUUGGUUAACAAAACUUAGGGCCUAUUGGUUAAUUUGACGGUCAUCUAGUAUAUCCGAGCCUCACUGACCUGGAGGGUUGGCAACUUCAUUCGUAGAUGAAUGGUUCAGAGAACAGACAUGUUGUUGAAUUAGACACAUGUGCAACUCUUGGGUAUCUUUAUUUAGGAAACGUUUCGCCACACAGUGGCUUCAUCAGUCCAUACA